Messenger RNA from Hippopotamus amphibius kiboko, 906 nucleotides. RefSeq names its product myelin and lymphocyte protein-like. Gene Ontology annotation, molecular function: structural constituent of myelin sheath. The coding region runs from base 32 to 577 and encodes 181 amino acids. Gene Ontology annotation, biological process: myelination. Gene Ontology annotation, cellular component: membrane. The record is from RefSeq and is a predicted model, not a curated record. Lineage: Eukaryota; Metazoa; Chordata; Mammalia; Artiodactyla; Hippopotamidae. The transcript has 5 exons.
CAGGCGCCCACGCCACUGGGCUCCGCUGAGCAUGAAUAAACAAAACCAAAAUGAAGAGUCGGACGAAGGCGGUUCACCAGAGAACACCAGGGCACCUUCACCCGAGGACGCCAAGCCCGCGGCGGGCGGCAGCAGGCUGCCAAGUGGUUUCGCGGUCUUCACCACCUUCCCGCACCUGCUCUUCAUCUUCGAGUUUGCCUUUGGGGGGCUGGUAUGGAUCCUGAUCUUCUUGUCUCAUCUGCCCAACCCCCUGGCCCUGGGCUGGGUCAUGUUCGUGUCUGUGUUCUGCUUCAUGGCCACCACUCUCCUGACCUUCGUGUAUGUGUUUCAUGGGUACAAAUGCGACGAUUUCUGCAUCACUGUGGAGGCAGCCUACCACUGUAUCGCCACCCUGUUCUACCUUAGUGCGUCAGUCAUAGAAGCUACGAUCAUCAUCCAGAAUCAAGGGAAAAUCAAGCAGAAACAAUACAGUGAAAACAUCGCUGCUGUGGUGUUCUCAUGCGUAGUCACCCUGCUGUACCUGGUCCAUUUCGUGUUUUCUUUAAAGAGCUGGAAGUCUUUCCAUGAAGAAUUUUAGUUGAAAACUGAGAGGGUGUUAACUGAUUGGCUCGCCUUCCAGCAUAACAUUUGAGAAUGCAGGAACAUUCUUGAUGGUGGAAAAAGGAACCAAAAAAAUAUUAAGGAAAUAGAGCUUUCAGAUGACAUCUGAGUCCCCUGGAUAUCCUGCUAUUAUCUUACUCUCCUCCCUCCAGCCUCAGGACCACCCCGAGCUGAAUGUGUGUUCAGGGCUAGACCUCUGCUUCACACCUGACUAUCCAUGACUACACAUGGCGCUUUAUGAAAGUGUAUCACCCAGUACACAUCCUUCUGCAACACGCUUUUUAUGCAACCUUGUUCUGAGGUUUA